UCUACCUACACGAAUCGAAAAUGCUGCCCCGGCUUGGAAAGUGACCUGUACCUUAGAAGUAGAGAGACGAAGCAAUUACUUAGCUACAAUAACUCAUUUGUUGCGCGAAUCAAAGGACAUGGGAAGCAAAGAAAGCACGACAAGAAAAGUCUCUUAUGGUGUGGACGAGGAGGAGAAUGUUACCGUUUUGCAAGGAAUUAAGCUGUCUGAUGAUGUUCUUCAAAGGAUGCGGGAGCCAAGUCAGACCUCAGAAAGAACACCGUCCCCGAAACCUGACCGCCAGAAGCCUGAUCCAAGCCCAGUGCCACCUUCCAUGGCUGAGAUGCAGGAGGAGUUAAGGAAACGGUAUGAGCAGGAGCAGGCUGCGCUCAGGGGCGAGCUGGCACGCAUCACCCGCAAGGAGGGAGAGGCCGCCGGAGACGACCUGACCCCCACCGUGCUCCACCCAGAGAGGGCCAGGACCAGUGAGGAGCUGGAGAAAGCGCAGAACCUGGCAAGACAGCUUGCGAGGAAAGAUGCUGAGCUGAGGCAUCUGGCAGCAUUCUACAAAGAACAACUACAGCUGAUGGAGAAGAAGAACAUGGACUACUACCAGCAGACGUCACAGAUGUACAGCAAGGAGGCGGCUAAGGCCGAGGCCAGCGUGGAGCCCAAGCUUACAGUUCCCAUCUGUCCUGGGUUGCAGUCUCAAUUGCUGAGCUGCUAUAAAGAGAACAGACACCAGACUCUGCACUGCUCUGCACUGGCAAAGGAGUACAUUAACUGCAUCAACUCUGCCAAGAAGAACCUAAAGGUGAACCAUGGAUCAUGACCGUGAUGAAGAGGAAGGCGAGUGAUGUGAAGAGCAGUGGCAUUUAAACCCAGCAUGGAUUUCACAGAACCACUUUUAAUCUGAUUCUGUGAGCGAGGCCUUGUCUAUGAGUCCAGGCACACCUGUCCUUGAUUUUAUUUAUAUGUAUGUGUGUGUGUCUGUGUCUGUGUGUGUGUGUGUGUGUGUGUGU
This is a messenger RNA of Electrophorus electricus (electric eel), 1001 nucleotides long. RefSeq names its product coiled-coil-helix-coiled-coil-helix domain containing 6b (gene chchd6b). The record is from RefSeq and is a predicted model, not a curated record. NCBI's taxonomy places the organism in Eukaryota, Metazoa, Chordata, Actinopteri, Gymnotiformes, Gymnotidae. Gene Ontology annotation, cellular component: MICOS complex; mitochondrion. Gene Ontology annotation, biological process: DNA damage response; cristae formation.